This is a messenger RNA of Quercus lobata, 1878 nucleotides long. Its product is annotated as cytochrome P450 704C1-like. NCBI's taxonomy places the organism in Eukaryota, Viridiplantae, Streptophyta, Magnoliopsida, Fagales, Fagaceae. The coding region runs from base 45 to 1580 and encodes 511 amino acids. The record is from RefSeq and is a predicted model, not a curated record. Gene Ontology annotation, molecular function: monooxygenase activity; oxidoreductase activity, acting on paired donors, with incorporation or reduction of molecular oxygen; heme binding. The transcript is spliced from 5 exons.
UAUCCUUUUUGCCACAACUCACAAGUAAAACAAACAGAGAGACUAUGGAUAUCCUCACCAUCAUCUUGACCUUCAUAGCCUUCUCACUAUUCCUUCUCUUCCUAAACAUUUCUAUUAUCGCACUCAAAGUUUUCACCGGACAAUCAAUCAAGAACCCAAACUACCCGCCUGUACAUGGCACUGUCUUCCACGAGCUCUUCUACUACAGAAAACUCUGGGAUUACUAUACCGAGACUGCAAAGAAACACCGAACCUUUCGAGUCCUUGGUCCGGGACAAAGCUACACAUACACGACAGAUAUACGAAACAUCGAGCAUAUCUUAAAAACCAAUUUCGAUAAGUAUUGUAAAGGAAAGUAUAAUCAGGAUAUUGUGGUUGAUCUUUUUGGGCAGGGGAUAUUUGCUGUGGACGGUGACAAGUGGCGGCAGCAGAGGAAGCUUGCGAGCUUUGAGUUCUCCACAAGAGUGCUUAGAGAUUAUAGUUUUGCUGUGUUUAGGAGAAACGCUACUAAGCUGGUUAGAGUUGUUCACAAGUUAUCAGAUGAUGGUCAGGCUUUUGAUAUGCAAGACAUACUAAUGAGAUGCACUUUGGAUUCAAUUUUCAAAGUUGGGUUUGGGGUAGAAUUGAAUUGCUUGGAGGGGUCAAGCAAGGAGGGAACUGCAUUCAUGAAGGCAUUUGAUGAUUCAAAUGCCUUGGUCUAUUGGCGCUAUGUUGAUCCAUUCUGGAAGCUGAAGAGGUUUCUUAAUAUUGGCUACGAAGCUGCCCUUAAGAAGAAAAUCAAAAUCCUUGAUGCUUUUGUGAAUGGAGUGAUUAGGACCAAGAGGGAACUGCUAGAAGUGAAACAAGAUUGCAAUGACAAGGAGGAUAUACUUUCAAGGUUUCUGGUGGAGAGCAAAAGGAAUCCAAACAAAAUGAAUGAUCAAUAUCUAAGGGACAUAAUUUUGAAUUUUAUGAUCGCAGGCAAAGAUACAAGUGCAAGCACUCUCUCAUGGUUCCUCUGUAUGCUCUGCAAGAACCCUCUAAUACAGGAAAAAGUUGCGCAAGAAGUGGAAGACAUCACCGGUAGUCAAGACAAUGGAGCUAACCUUGAUGAUUUCAUGGCAAAUAUAACUAAUGCAACACUAGAUCAAAUGCAUUAUCUUCAUGCGGCAUUGACUGAGACCUUGAGGCUAUACCCUGCAGUUCCCUUCGAUGGGAGGUGUGCAAACAUGGAUGACAUUCUUCCUGACGGGUAUAGAGUGAAGAAAGGGGAUGGGGUAUACUACAUGGCUUAUGCCAUGGGCAGGAUGCCUUAUAUUUGGGGAGAAGAUGCGGAGGAAUUUCGUCCUGAAAGAUGGCUAAAGAAUGGAAUCUUUCAAUCUGAAUCACCAUUCAAAUUUGUAGCAUUUCAUGCCGGACCACAGAUUUGUCUAGGGAAAGACUUUGCUUACAUGCAGAUGAAAAUAGUCUCAAUUGCUCUUCUCCACUUCUUCCGAUUUAAACUAGCUGAUGAUACGAAAAAUAUAACUUACAAGACAAUGUUCACACUUCAUAUUGAUGGAGGCCUCCAUCUUUGUGCAACUUUAAGGACACCAUCAUAAACUCUAAUGGAGACGCUUGGAUUGAUUUAGAGGUGAUCGGUGAUGGAAAAUUUUAGCUUUUCAGUGCUUUCUUCUUGAUUUUAGUUUGUCUCUUAUUUCGUGUUAGUUUGAGUGGAUUGUGUAUCUUACUGUUGUUGUGACGUCUUAGUCUAGUGUUCUUGUGAACAAUUGUUUGCUGCUGGUUGUACUUGUUGCAAGAUAUUUUCUUUGGUUUGAAUAAGCUCCAGGUUGAUCAGAAAAAAAUUUAAUAAUUGAAUUUUGUAAAGAAAACAUUUCAACUUAUUUAACUACCAUCAAU